AGCCAGGGUCUGGCAGAACAACAGUUCCUAAGUGCUGCCAUGUUAACUCACAGAUGUCAACUCACAGAGCGCUCAAGGCGCCUGCCAUGGGACAAGACACAUCCAGAGUGACUUCUCUGGUUCUGCCUUGUCCCGGCUUCUCGAGGCUCUUAGUAGAGGAAAUAGGGGGGCUCAUUGGGAUGAGGUAGUGCACAGUACUGGGGUAGCCCCACCCAGGCCCUGAACUGACUCACCUGCUCCUAUUGGCUGGGUAAGGGCUUGGUGCCCUGGAGCCUGGCAAGCUGUCACAGGCAUGUAUAAAAGCAUGCUAAUCCAGCCUGUGGCACCGUAUCUGUCACUGUCUGCGGCUGGACGAUGCUGGGAGGCCUGGGGAAGCUGGCGGCUGAGGGCUUGGCCCACCGCACUGAGAAAGCCACUGAGGGAGCAGUUCAUGCAGUGGAGGAGGUGGUGAAGGAGGUGGUGGACCAUGCCAAGGAGGCUGGAGAGAAGGUCCUUACCGAUGCCCUGAAGAAAGCCCAAGAAUCAGGGGACAGAGUGGUGAAGGAGGUCACUGAGAAGGUGACCCACACUGUUACGGAUGCUGUUACCCACGCUGUAGAAGGCCUGGGUAAUCUGGGACAGUGAGACCGACCGCUUGCCACCAUGCCCGGCCCUUCCUGAAUGUCAAUAAAAAGCUUGAAAUGUGAA
Molecule: messenger RNA, 687 nt
Organism: Myodes glareolus (Bank vole)
Lineage: Eukaryota; Metazoa; Chordata; Mammalia; Rodentia; Cricetidae
Gene: Fam25a
Product: family with sequence similarity 25 member A
Source: RefSeq, a predicted model, not a curated record